AUGGCUCUGAUGCCGAGGGGCCGCCGUAUUCGAAGCUUGUUUGCCCUGCUGCUCCUGCUUUUCGCGAUUCUGGGACCGAGUUGGGCAUGGCUGGGUUUGACACGUCGACUGCUACUGGCCUCUGCGUUCCUUCCCCAGUCAUCUAGGGCUGACGCUGCAGCUGUGGCGGGUUCCAACACGGUUCCCGGACCACCACGGGUCAUGCAGUCUCAGAUCAAGUUUCCGGACUUCAUCCGCAUGGAAGGUCCCACGGGCGAUUUCAGCAUCAAUAUUCCGACAGCAUGGAGGGCAGAGUUUGAGAACAUUCCUGGUCGGCUGGUUUAUGCCGUGGAGAAUGCAGCAGGCUUCAACAGCGCAACACUUCAAGUCGCCCGCCUUGAGCUCUCCAAGCUUCUGGCAGCUGCUGGAACUGCUGAAUCUAAGAGUAAAACCAGUAAUUGGCGGGAUGUCGUUGUUGCUAACAUCACUGAAGCAACCGUUGCACAGAUCCUCAUGGCUGUUGCGCAGCAAGGUCUCAGUACUGAGCCGUUGGACAGCUUUGCAAAGACAAUUGUUCUCAAUACGGAGAUUGAGGCACCAGAACCCAACGCAGAUGCAUCGUCGCUUCUCUGGCAGGCGAAGGCAGUUGUCGACGAUUUCCGCGGAAGUCGGAUCAUUAGCGGCAGGGCCUUGCUGAGACAGGGCGUGGUGGUGUUCGCGGUGGCGACCGGCUCGGAGCGUUUCGGGGCGGUGUCCAGCACCAUAAGCACCAGUGGUUUCGGCUGGGAGUACAACAAUCGCCUUGUUGGCAGCUUGCGACUGAGGCGUCGCUGA
Molecule: messenger RNA, 813 nt
Organism: Symbiodinium sp. CCMP2456
Lineage: Eukaryota; Dinophyceae; Suessiales; Symbiodiniaceae
Source: the annotation of a GenBank genome assembly